AGGAAGUGGUAACUAGACUAACAAAGGUGCCUGUGGCGGUUUGCCCAUCCCAGGUGGGAGGGUGGGGCUAGGGCUCAGGGGCCGUGUGUGAAUUUACUUGUAGCCUGAGGGCUCAGAGGGAGCACCGGUUUGGAGCUGGGACCCCCUAUUUUAGCUUUUCUGUGGCUGGUGAAUGGGGAUCCCAGGAUCUCACAAUCUCAGGGACCAUGGGCUGUGGCUGCAGCUCACACCCGGAAGAUGACUGGAUGGAAAACAUCGAUGUGUGUGAGAACUGCCAUUAUCCCAUAGUCCCACUGGACGGCAAGGGAACGCUGCUCAUCCGAAAUGGCUCUGAGGUGCGGGACCCACUGGUUACCUACGAAGGCUCCAAUCCGCCGGCUUCCCCACUGCAAGGUGACCCCAGGCAGCAGGGCCUGAAAGACAAGGCCUGCGGAUCCCUGGCUGUUGGCUUCCACCUCUCCCCCACCUACUUUCUCCCCGGUCUUGCCUUCCUUGUCCCCCACCCUGUAACUCCAGGCUUCCUGCCCAUCCCAGCCCGGUUCUCCCUGAUGCCCCUUGUCUUUACAGACAACCUGGUUAUCGCUCUGCACAGCUAUGAGCCCUCUCACGACGGAGAUCUGGGCUUUGAGAAGGGGGAACAGCUCCGCAUCCUGGAGCAGAGCGGCGAGUGGUGGAAGGCGCAGUCCCUGACCACGGGCCAGGAAGGCUUCAUCCCCUUCAAUUUUGUGGCCAAAGCGAACAGCCUGGAGCCCGAACCCUGGUUCUUCAAGAACCUGAGCCGCAAGGACGCGGAGCGGCAGCUCCUGGCGCCCGGGAACACUCACGGCUCCUUCCUCAUCCGGGAGAGCGAGAGCACCGCGGGAUCGUUUUCACUGUCGGUCCGGGACUUCGACCAGAACCAGGGAGAGGUGGUGAAACAUUACAAGAUCCGUAAUCUGGACAACGGUGGCUUCUACAUCUCCCCUCGAAUCACUUUUCCCGGCCUGCAUGAACUGGUCCGCCAUUACACCAAUGCUUCAGAUGGGCUGUGCACACGGUUGAGCCGCCCCUGCCAGACCCAGAAGCCCCAGAAGCCGUGGUGGGAGGACGAGUGGGAGGUUCCCAGGGAGACGCUGAAGCUGGUGGAGCGGCUGGGGGCUGGACAGUUCGGGGAGGUGUGGAUGGGGUACUACAACGGGCACACGAAGGUGGCGGUGAAGAGCCUGAAGCAGGGCAGCAUGUCCCCGGACGCCUUCCUGGCCGAGGCCAACCUCAUGAAGCAGCUGCAACACCAGCGGCUGGUUCGGCUCUAUGCUGUGGUCACCCAGGAGCCCAUCUACAUCAUCACUGAAUACAUGGAGAAUGACACACUUCUAGACUCCCAGUUGGAGGAGAAAGGUCUGGGGGCCUCCCCCUGGGGCAACUUGGGCCAGCAACUCUUGCUUCUGCCCACAGGGAGUCUAGUGGAUUUUCUCAAGACCCCUUCAGGCAUCAAGUUGACCAUCAACAAACUCCUGGACAUGGCAGCCCAAAUUGCAGAAGGCAUGGCAUUCAUUGAAGAGCGGAAUUAUAUUCAUCGUGACCUUCGGGCUGCCAACAUUCUGGUGUCUGACACCCUGAGCUGCAAGAUUGCAGACUUUGGCCUAGCACGCCUCAUUGAGGACAACGAGUACACAGCCAGGGAGGGGGCCAAGUUUCCCAUUAAGUGGACAGCGCCAGAAGCCAUUAACUACGGGACAUUCACCAUCAAGUCAGAUGUGUGGUCUUUUGGGAUCCUGCUGACGGAAAUUGUCACCCACGGCCGCAUCCCUUACCCAGGGAUGACCAACCCGGAGGUGAUUCAGAACCUGGAGCGAGGCUACCGCAUGGUGCGCCCUGACAACUGUCCAGAGGAGCUGUACCAACUCAUGAGGCUGUGCUGGAAGGAGCGCCCAGAGGACCGGCCCACCUUUGACUACCUGCGCAGUGUGCUGGAGGACUUCUUCACGGCCACAGAGGGCCAGUACCAGCCUCAGCCUUGAGAGGCCUUGAGAGGCCCUGGGGUUCUCCCCCUUUCUCUCCAGCCUGACUUGGGGAGAUGGAGUUCUUGUGCCAUAGUCACAUGGCCUAUGCACAUAUGGACUCUGCACAUGAAUCCCACCCACAUGUGACACAUAUGCACCUUGUGUCUGUACAUGUGUCCUGUAGUUGCGUGGACUCUGCACAUGUGUCUUGUACACGUGUAGCCUGUGCAUGUAUGUCUUGGACACUGUACAAGGUACCCCUUUCUGGCUCUCCCAUUUCCUGAGACCACAGAGAGAGGGGAGAAGCCUGGGAUUGACAGAAGCUUCUGCCCACCUACUUUUCUUUCCUCAGAUCAUCCAGAAGUUCCUCAAGGGCCAGGACUUUAUCUAAUACCUCUGUGUGCUCCUCCUUGGUGCCUGGCCUGGCACACAUCAGGAGCUCAAUAAAUGUCUGUUGAUGACUGUUGUA
Molecule: messenger RNA, 2451 nt
Organism: Pan troglodytes (chimpanzee)
Lineage: Eukaryota; Metazoa; Chordata; Mammalia; Primates; Hominidae
Gene: LCK
Product: LCK proto-oncogene, Src family tyrosine kinase
Exons: 12
Coding region: 207-2000 (597 amino acids)
Biological process (GO): protein phosphorylation
Molecular function (GO): ATP binding; protein tyrosine kinase activity; protein binding
Source: RefSeq, a predicted model, not a curated record